Molecule: messenger RNA, 234 nt
Organism: Strongylus vulgaris
Lineage: Eukaryota; Metazoa; Nematoda; Chromadorea; Rhabditida; Strongylidae
Source: the annotation of a GenBank genome assembly
GACUGUGCCAAAGGUGCUUCUGAUUUGCUGCAAACUAUGGAAUGGGAGACACCGCUUGGGCUUCCAGUAGUUCAGCCAUAUGUCAUUGCGAAGGAGAAGCAGGGGCGAGUAAUUCAUGUGCCUGUGUCUACGAAACAGGUAGGUGCAUUCCCUCCAAACUUGAUUCAUUCAUUAGACUCAUGCCAUAUGAUGCUGACUUCAUUGGAUUGCUCACGAAGGUAUAUUCUGCUUUAG